Messenger RNA from Clarias gariepinus (North African catfish), 2575 nucleotides. It is a transcript of the gene usta, whose product is annotated as uronyl 2-sulfotransferase a. The record is from RefSeq and is a predicted model, not a curated record. Gene Ontology annotation, molecular function: sulfotransferase activity. Gene Ontology annotation, cellular component: membrane. The coding region runs from base 348 to 1592 and encodes 414 amino acids. Lineage: Eukaryota; Metazoa; Chordata; Actinopteri; Siluriformes; Clariidae. The transcript has 8 exons.
GGGGUGUCACAGUGGUGAAGUCCCUGUCCGCAGGGUGGCGCUGUGCCGCAGUCUGCUCGAGCACAUCCUCCUCCUGAACUUUUUCCUCCUGGCUCAGUAACCUGACACCGGCUCUAACCCGGGGAACAGAGGAUGGAUCCCGACUUCAGUUCAGCGCUAAAGGAAACUAGUUGAGGCAGAGGAGCGAGGGAGAGAGAGGCAGUGUGUGUGAGAGUGUGAGUGUGUGUGGACAGGGUUUCAGGUGCUUCUCGGCUCCUGGGGUUUUUAUAUAAAUGCGCUACACAAAGUUUGUCGCUGAAGCCGCGGAUGGGUGACGACCACUCUCAACGCUUCCAUGCAAGGAGACGAUGAAGAAUCACAACGGCAGCCCCAGACUACACCACCACCAGCACCACCACCACCAUCCUCCUCCUCCUGCGAGCCACAGCAGAGAGCGGAACGGGAGGAAGGCAGAGGGGCUGUGCGCCGUGUGGCUGCGCUUCUCACUGCGGGAUUAUGGCUUCUGCAUGGGCACUCUGCUGCUCUUCUGCCUCGCCUCGCUCUUCUACCAGCUGCACGGAGGACCUCCGAGGAUCCUGCUCGACAUGCGCCAGUAUCUCGGACAAUCCACAUAUAUGGACGAUCACAGACUCCCUGCUCCAAAGGUGCUGCCGUUCCCCAGUCAGGUGAUCUAUAAUCGAGUAGGGAAGUGUGGCAGUCGCACUGUGGUGCUGCUCCUCAGGAUUCUGGCAGAGAGGCACCAGUUUAAUCUGGUCUCAUCUGACAUUCACAACAAAACUAGACUCACCAAGCAUGAGCAGGUGGAGUUGAUGAAAAACAUCAGCACGAUGCCGCAGCCCUUCCUGUACACCAGGCACGUUCACUUCCUCAACUUCAGCAGGUUCAGGAUGGAGCAGCCUGUCUACAUUAACAUCAUCAGAGACCCCAUCAACCGCUUCCUGUCCAACUACUUUUUCCGCCGCUUCGGGGACUGGAGAGGCGAGCAGAAUCACUUGAUCCGCACGCCUCGGAUGAAAGACGACGAGAGAUACCUGGACAUUAACGUGUGUAUCCUGGAGAACUUCCCGGAAUGCUCAAACCCUCGUCUUUUCUACAUUGUGCCGUAUUUCUGUGGUCAGCAUCCUCAGUGCAGGGAGCCGGGUGCAUGGGCGCUAGAGAGGGCCAAGCAGAACGUCAUGGAGAACUUUCUCCUGGUGGGAAUUUUGGAGGAGCUGGAGGAUGUGCUGCUUCUUUUUGAGAGAUUGCUACCUCACUUCUUCAGCGAUGUGCUGACGAUCUACCACAGCCCAGCUUUUUGGAAGGUGGGUAACCUAACAGGCACAGUAAAGAAGCACAUGCCCACGCUGGAGGCCCUGCAGGUGCUGUACCGCCGCAUGAGGUACGAGUACGACUUCUACAACUUCGUGCGCGACCAGUUCCACCUGCUCAAAAAGAAAAUCGGCCUCAAGUCGACGCGUCCGAGCUCGGCGCAAGAGCCAGACUUUCUGCGGGAGCUCGCCCUCCGAACCAACGACCCACUGGACGAGGACGACGAAGAUGAGGAGGACGAUACUGCUCUGGAAGAUGCCAAUAACUGGUUGGUGCAGCCUUGAAAGUUGGCACAAGGAUUUGAUAUCUCUUAGGAAUCGAGUGGAGAUAGCAUUCCCAAGAGCACUUUGUUUGUGUGUGCAUGCACACGCGCAUGUGUGUGGUUGUGCACAUGAUCAUGUGAUACCCGUAUUUUUAACGGGGUUGUUUUUAAAAAAAAAAAAUCCACCAGGACAGCUAAUGUGCAUGGAUGGGCCUAAUUUAAUAUAUAUACAGAAAUACAAGACAAAAGACAAUGUACAAAUGAAUUUAUCUUUUUGUCUUUUUUAUAUAAAGAAUGCUUUUUGCUUUGUUAAAAAAAAGUUUCCGUGAUUAUUAUUUUAAUUUUUUGGUUUUAGAGUUUAGAAUUAAGGGGGAGUAUAAGUGGAAGACGGUUUUGAGACAUGAAAUGGACACCCAGAAGGAGAGCAGAGAGGUGGAGAAAGUCUGUGUUUGAUUUCAGAUGGUCCAGAUCAUCCUUAGAACCACCUCACACUGCACGUGCAAGGCCUUACACUCCUCUCGCCAUGAGAACAAGGGAACAGCACUACUUAGCAUCAGAUUUUUGUAUGGAGCUUAUAUUAAAUACUUGGAAGUCUAGGGUGUAUAAGGUGUAUACCUUUUUAUUCCUAUAGAAUGUACAACAAUAGACAAGUAAUGCCACAGUUGUGCCAGAUGUUUUUUUUUUAAAGCUCAAAACUACAAAACUAAAUGCAAUUAAUUAACAGAUAUUUAAUAUACUUUUUCAUAAAAAAAAAAAAUCAAACAUAAAAUCAUUCCUUAAUAUAAACAACCAAAUGUUAUCAUACAGUAUAAUCAUGUGUUCUACUGGGAGUCAGGAAUCAGAAGACAGAUGAGGAAUAAAAGUUGGUGUGAUAUGAAAUGGAGGGCUGUGUUUCCACCCAAACCAAUGAACAUUUUCUGUUGUUAAAAAAAAAAGAAGAGGCAAAAUCAUACUUAUUUUUUGCAUUUGUAGUUGUAUGAGGGGUGUUCGAGUCAAAACAGGACU